AUGCUUUGGCCCCUCCUAGAAGACGGUUGGGAUUGCACAGACCUCAAAACGAUGGAUUCACUGCUAAGCAGAGGAGUCCUCCGAGUUUCUGGUGGGUUAGCAACUAUGCACAACGGCAGAAGCUUUGGCCAUGGUUUUGGGGUUCGUCAGGUGCCUCCGCCGGCCAUUUCAAGUCUCGAUCGCGAUCGGGCGGGUGAGCCGCAGUCGCGCGUCGCAAUUGGGAUGAACUCCAUGAAGCUCACCUAUCGGAAUGGCUUCAUCGACGUGGAUGAGGGCGCGAGCUUUGCGCACUGGAAACGCUCCCAGAGCUUCCCACUGCCGGCGAACGAACCGGAAGAGGAAUUGCAGAUGUAUGUCGGCAGCCUCGUUGAGAGGAUGAACGAGGUGGAAGCGACCGAGUGCGGAGCCACCAGCGCACCCAGUGAUGCACCAGCUGAAUGGUUAACACCGAAUGAGCCGAGGAAAUUGGCUCCGGAACGCCCAGAGGACAUGUCCUCCGCUGUGUGGAGUUUGGGGAGCAUGGGACAUCCAGAGCUUUGCUCACGCCCCUGCAUCCAUUUUAUGGCGCGCAAUUGUGAGAAGGGAGAGUCAUGCAAUUUUUGUCACAUCCAACAUCCAGAGAAGCCAGUGAAGUUGGACAAGAAGCAGCGGACAGUGAUCAGGGCCCUGAGCGCACGACAACUUGCAGGGAUCAUUUUGCCGUCCUGCCGGGCACGAUUGGAAGCCACUGGAAUUGCCACUGGAGAAGAGAUUUUAUCCAUCCUGGAGAAGUUGGUGCAAAACAGAAACGAUGCAGAAGAGGAUGCUGCAAUCAAUGAGCAUGACUUGCGACAUGUGCGUCGGACGUUGCAGAGGAUGAGUGUCUCGAGCCUACUCUCAGUGUUCACUCAUCAACAAUGGCUCCACAGUGCUCGCCUCAUCGAAGCCUUCGAAGAGCUUCGGGAGCGCACACCAGUCGUGCGAACCGGACCAGUGAGCGACCGGCCCUGA
Durusdinium trenchii is the source of this 990-nucleotide messenger RNA. The record is from the annotation of a GenBank genome assembly. NCBI's taxonomy places the organism in Eukaryota, Dinophyceae, Suessiales, Symbiodiniaceae.